Messenger RNA from Daktulosphaira vitifoliae (grape phylloxera), 2259 nucleotides. RefSeq lists its product as uncharacterized. NCBI's taxonomy places the organism in Eukaryota, Metazoa, Arthropoda, Insecta, Hemiptera, Phylloxeridae. The transcript has 3 exons. The record is from RefSeq and is a predicted model, not a curated record. The coding region runs from base 860 to 1819 and encodes 319 amino acids.
AUAUUAAUGUUAAUGUAUAGUUUUUACUUUUAUUUAGUUGCUGUAACAGGCAGUGUUAUUUAGUUUUAUUAUAUUUUAAAAUGAACUGUGAUAAUAUAACAAAACAACUUGAAUAUGAUGAAUCUAACUCUGAGUCAUCAUUUGAAUUUAAUUUUGAUGAUGACAUUCAAGAUCCAGAUUAUACAGUUUUUGAAAAUGACGAUCUCGGUGGCAUACUGUGUUUAGAUUCUGAUCCAGAUGAUCAUUUUGAGCCACUUUCAACGACACCCUUAGGAUUAAUCAAUAUUAUAUCAGAAUCCAGUGAAGAUGAUCAACCUACAUCUAUUCGUAUUGGUCUGAAGGUAUUGGAUAUAAUUCUCUGCGUGACAAAACAAUUAUUGUUCCUCCUAGAACUACAGGCCCCGACUGUCACUGUCGUCAAAAAUGUUUUACUAAUGUAUCGGAUGACCAAAAAUUAAAUUUACUUGUAACAUUUAAUAAUAUAAGUGAUAAGAACAAACAAGAUACAUAUUUGGGUGGAUUAAUUAGGGUCAAACCUGUUAUUCGUCAAAGGAAAAGAGAUGGUAGUCGACCAAGUAAAAAAUGUUCUGUAAAAUAUGAGAUAAAAAGUGGUUUAAAUAUUAUCCCAGUUUGUAAGAAGGCGUUUUGUUCUCUUUUUGGAGUUGGAAAAUCCAGAAUAGAAAGAAUAAUAAAAAAUUUGAAGAACCAUGUUCCCAGCCCAGUGGAUAAACGUGGUAAGCAUCACAGUCGACCUAAUAAAAUACCUGACAAUAUAUGUUUCCAAUUAGAUACGUUUAUUAAUUCAUUUCCUAAGAGACAAUCUCAUUAUAGUAGGUCUGAUAACAAUAAUGUAAGGUAUAUGUCUCCUGAACUUUCAAUUGCUAAAUUAUAUAGAAUGUAUUUGGAAAAAUAUGAACCUGAUGUAUGGGCAGUUUUAAACAGUGAAAAUGAUGAACAAGUGAAACCUAAAUUGAAAUACAACUAUUUUAAUAAUUACUUUAAUACAAAUUUCAACAUUUUAUUUGCUUAUCCCAGAUCUGACACUUGUCAAACCUGUGAUAACUUGAAAAAAAUGAUUGACAAUGAACACAAUGAAGAAGAAAAAGGUAAUCUUGAAGUAGAAAAACAAAUUCAUCUGCGGAAAGCAGAAGUAUUUUACACUUAUUUAAAGCAGUUAUCUGCUGAAGCCAAACAAAAUGAUUCAAUUGAUGUUUUAAGUUUUGAUUUUCAACAGAACAUGCCUCUUCCACACAUUCCAUCAGGAGAUGUCUUUUAUAAAAGAUAUCCUGAGCCCGGACAUAGUUUCCUGCCCUGUGAUAGGUGCUUUGGGCACAUUGAAAAGGUACGGAGAAAAGUAGAAAGAGUAUUUUUGCCAGAUGAAUAUGAAAAAAUGGUUUCAGAAACAAAUAAAAAAUUUAAAGUUGUUCAUGUUGAUCAAAGUAUGAUUUUUGAUUUUACUAGUUAUUUAUCUCCAUUAGCUAAAAAAAUUGUAACCAAUAAAGAGAAAAUAAAAUUUACUAUUAUGACUUACCGAUAUGUCGAAUAUACAAUUAAAGGUAUUUUUUGUAGUACAUCUGGAAAUUCUACUGUUAAAGAAAAAUACACUUUAAAUAAGACUGGUGAAGAACUAACUAUAAAUGAAAAUGGACUAUUAAGAUUGUACAAUGAACCUAUUAAACUGAAACUGUCAAAAUUCAAUGAUGUUACUCAGUUAGCAAACAAAUAUGUGCCUCAAGAAUACCUAUGGUUUUAUAUUGGACUUAGUGCUGCUGAAGAAGUUAAUAUCAAUAAUAAUGAUGGUUCUGACUAUGAAAAUUGAACACAAUACCCAGUUAAUCAUAUUUUGUAAGUUUUUAUACCUACCUAACUAAAUCAAAUUUCAUAAAUGUUAUUAAUUUUUAUGUUUUACAUUUUGAAAUUAAUUGUAUAUUUUUUAUUUUCAUUUUUAUUAGCCUAAUAUUGAACAAUACUGUAUACUUAUUAUACAGUAAUUAACUUAUUAAUAUUAAUACAAAGUAUUACCUAUUAAUACUAUGUUUUAUUAAGUUUUUAUUAUUACUAAGAGUUGAAAUAUUAUGUUUUUUGUUUUUGGUUUGUCAUAUUGUUACUAAGAAAAGUAAUAUACUAUUUUAAAAAUGUUAUAAUAUGUAUUUCAUUUUAUUUUUUAUUGUUAAAUUUUUUAAAAUAUUAUGUUUUUUUAUGUAUUUAGGAAAACAAAAAGUUAUUAUGUUAUUUAUUUUGAUGUUUAAGAUUAAUGUU